AUGUCUGAAUAUCCUCACAUCCUUCUUCGCGCCGAGGAGAAGCCUCUCGAGCACCGAUCUUUCUCCCCCGCGGUUAUCAAGACACUCGUCGAUGCUGGAUACCCCAUCUCCGUCGAGCGGUCAUCCACCGAUCCCAAAUUUAGGCGUAUCUUUGAGGACUCUGAAUAUGAAGCUGCUGGUGCUCGUCUUGUCGACACGGGUGUCUGGCCCAACGCUGAGCCUGGGACAAUCAUACUCGGAUUGAAGGAGAUUCCCGAGGAGGAUUUCCCUCUGAAGAAUGAUCACAUCAACCAGGGAGGCUGGGAGAAGGUUCUCGGUCGUUGGUCUCGCGGCGGGUCUACUCUGUAUGACUUGGAGUUUUUGCAUGACGCUGAAGGCCGACGUGUUUCUGCGUUUGGUUUCCACGCAGGCUUCGCCGGGGCUGCGCUUGGAAUAAAGACACUUUCCCACCAGCUGCAGGACCCGUCAUCUAAGCUUCCGUCUGUCGAGACAUUCACCGAUGGCCGCGGAUAUUACCUGAACGAAGAUGAGCUCGUCAACCAGAUUCGCGAGGAUCUCGCCAAGGCUGAGAAGGCUCUCGGACGCAAGCCCACUGCUCUCGUCCUUGGUGCUCUUGGACGAUGUGGCAAGGGUGCUGUGGACCUUUUCCUCAAGGCCGGCAUGCCUGAUGAGAACAUCACCCGUUGGGACUUGAACGAAACCAAGGACCGUGAUGGACCUUACGAGGAAAUUGCGAAGGCUGAUGUCUUCCUUAACGCCAUCUACCUCUCCAAGCCCAUCCCCCCUUUCAUCAACCAAGAACUCCUCGCCAAGAAGGGUCGCAACCUCGCUGUAGUCAUCGACGUUUCUUGUGAUACCACAAACCCCCACAACCCCAUCCCCAUCUACUCCAUCAACACCACCUUCGAGGACCCCACCGUCCCCGUCGAGAUCAAGGACGACCAGAACAACCUCCCCCUUUCCGUCAUCAGCAUUGACCACCUUCCCUCCAUGCUUCCCCGCGAGGCUAGUGAGGCCUUUAGUGAGGGUCUCAAGGAGUCUCUGCUUACACUCAAGGAUCGCAAAACUUCGCGGGUGUGGGCUGAUGCUGAGAAGCUCUUCCAUGAGAAGGUUGCUACGUUGCCGGAGGAGUUGAGAACCAAGAACGUUUAA
Messenger RNA from Fusarium musae, 1152 nucleotides. RefSeq lists its product as uncharacterized. Lineage: Eukaryota; Fungi; Ascomycota; Sordariomycetes; Hypocreales; Nectriaceae. Bases 1 to 1152 code for a protein of 383 amino acids. The transcript is spliced from 4 exons. Gene Ontology annotation, cellular component: cytoplasm. The record is from RefSeq and is a predicted model, not a curated record. Gene Ontology annotation, molecular function: saccharopine dehydrogenase (NAD+, L-lysine-forming) activity.